GACAUUCAGUGCCUGAGGGACUAUUUUUCUGGUGACAGUGGCAAGACUGUGUGAGGAAGCUAACAGCGUGGUUUCACAGUGACAGAAGUCUCUAAUUGUUUCUCCUCCUGCAUCCCUCCUCCUCUCACCAUGAGCUCCUGGGUGGUGAACAGGAAAGGAGAGCCACAGUACCGUCGGCAUUUCCUCACAGACAACAGCACCUUUCAUGUGGAGAGAUGCAUGAGUGUGAUGCAGUCAGGAACACAGAUGGUGAAGCUGAAGGCGGGAUCCAAAGGCUUGGUGAGACUCUUCUACCUGGAUGAGCAUCGCUCCUGCAUCCGCUGGAAACCAUCACGCAAGAGUGAGAAGGCCAAGAUCACCAUCGAUUCACUCUACAAAGUGACAGAAGGCGGCCAAUCAGACAUCUUCCACCGGCAUGCAGACGGCAGCUUCGACCCAACCUGCUGUUUCACUGUGUACCAUGGAAACCACAUGGAGUCCCUCGACCUGGUGACAUCAAACGCAGAAGAAGCCAGAACCUGGAUCACCGGCCUGCGCUACCUGAUGGCUGGGAUCAGUGACGAGGACUCGCUGGCCAAACGGCAGCGUACGCACGACCAGUGGCUGAAGCAGACAUUUGAGGAGGCCGAUAAGAACGGGGACGGUCUCUUAAACAUUGAGGAGAUCUACCAACUUCUUCACAAGCUGAAUGUGAAUCUGCCUCGAAGGAAGGUCAAACAAAUGUUCCAGGAAGCUGACACAGACGACCAGCAGGGCACGCUGACGUACGAAGAGUUCUCCGUCUUCUACAGGAUGAUGUCAAUGAGACGAGACCUGUUCCUGCUUAUGAUGGCGUACAGCGACAGGAAGGACCACCUGACGGCCGAGGAGCUGGCCAACUUCCUGCGCAAUGAACAGAAGAUAACCAAUGUGACUCCAGAAUACAUGGCAGAAAUCAUCGACAAGUUUGAAAUGUCGGAUGAGUAUAAACAAAGAGGCGUCAUGGGGAUUGAAGGUUUCACAAGUUUCAUGCGCAGUCCGACGUGUGACAUUUUCAACCCUCUGCACCAUGAGGUGAACCAGGACAUGGACCAGCCUCUUAGUAACUACUUCAUCGCCUCCUCUCAUAACACGUACCUGACCGGAGACCAGCUCCUCUCACACUCCAAAACCGACAUGUACGCUUGGGUGCUACAGUCUGGCUGCCGCUGUGUAGAAGUGGACUGCUGGGACGGCCCUGAGGGAGAGCCGAUGGUCCAACACGGCUACACCCUGACCUCCAAGAUACCAUUCAAGUUUGUCAUCGAGACCAUCAAUAAAUACGCCUUCAUAAAUAACCAGUACCCAGUAAUCCUGUCCAUAGAGAACCACUGCAGCAUCCAGCAGCAGAAGAAGAUUGCUCAGUACUUGAGAGAAAUCUUCGGAGACAAACUGGACGUGGGAGACGUUCUGAGCAGAGAAUCCAAAACAUUACCGAGUCCUCACAGCCUGCAGGGCAAGAUCCUCAUCAAAGGGAAACGUCUGCCUGCAUAUCUGUCUGCAGAUGUAGAGGAGGGGGAGGUGUCUGAUGAUGACAGUGCUGAUGAAAUUGAGGACGACUUCAAGCUGAAGAGCAGUAAUGGCAACGGUAAUCCCCAGGUGGAGUCUCACAUCAGAAAGAAACUUGACUCCCUGCUGAAGGAGUCUCGGAUCGGAGACAAAGAAGACACGGAUAGUUUCAGCAUCCGGGCUCUGCUCCGGGCGACGCACCAGGGCCUUCAAAAGAACCUGCGGCAGAGCUCCAAAGGAGUUUUGAAGAAAUCCCAGAGCAGAUCCUUCAUCACAACGCUCAAACAGAAGAGGCACUCCAAAUCCAGGCUGACAUGCCAAAGCGUUGAGAAGGAAGAGGACAGUCAGGAGAAGUCAGGAAGGGAGGCCGGAGGACAGUUUAACAGGGGUGGACGAAAGAGAAAGACAAUGAAGCUGAGUCGAGAUCUGUCAAAUCUAGUGGUGUUCACCAACUCUGUUGCCUCACAGGAGUGUCUGAAUGAAGGUACUCCAGGUGAUGUUUUGUCAUUCAGUGAGACCAGAGCACAAUCCCUGGUCAAUCACAAAACAGAACAGUUCCUGGCUUUUAACCAGAGGCAACUGUCACGGAUUUAUCCCUCAGCCUAUCGCAUCGACUCGUCCAAUUUCAACCCCCAGUUCUAUUGGAACGUGGGCUGUCAGCUGGUUGCUCUGAAUUACCAGACAGAGGGCCGGAUGAUGCAGCUCAACAGAGCCAAAUUUAUGGUGAAUGGAGGGAUUGGCUACGUCCUCAAGCCUCCUCCCAUGUGUAAAGGCUCGUUCAACCCAUUCAGUGAUGACCCGCUUCCAGCUUACCCCAAGAAGCAGCUCAUUCUCAAGAUCAUUAGCGGACAACAGCUGCCCAAACCACCAGACUCCAUGCUGGGGGAUCGAGGAGAGAUUAUCGAUCCAUUUGUUGAAGUGGAGAUCAUCGGCCUGCCAGUUGAUUGCUGCAAGGAACAGACGCGAGUUGUUGAUGACAACGGUUUUAAUCCAGUCUGGGAAGAGACGCUGUCAUUUACACUUCAUAUGGCUGAAGUAGCACUGGUGCGUUUCCUGGUCUGGGACCACGACCCAAUUGGACGGGACUUCAUUGGUCAGCGGACAGUUGCCGUCAGCAGCUUGAUGCCUGGUUACAGACAUGUGUUCUUGGAGGGGCUGACUGAGGCUUCCAUCUUUGUGCAUGUGUCAGUGCAUGAUGUCUAUGGGAAGUGGAGCCCUCUAGUCCUGAACCCCAGCUUUACCAUAAUGCACUUUCUAGGAACUAAUAAGGGUUCUCAGCUGCGAGGUAUCCGGGGUCUGUUCAACCGUUCUUCCAAGUCCUCUGUGGAUACCAACACUGGUGGCCUUCGGAAACGCUCCAUCAGUGAUCACCUCCUGCGGCGCACGGCCAGUGCCCCUGCAAAGGGGCGCAAGAAGACGAAGAUGGCAUUGUCAGAGUCAGUGGCUUCGAUAUCAGACCAAAAAAAUGGCACAGGUGCUGAAGAAGGAGGAGAGGGCAUGUCAGGAAAAGAUGAAGGGGAGAAGCGUUCCCAGACCAGAGCCCCCCUCAUCCACAGACCUAUGUCCAUGCCUUUAGACAGGCUUCUUCAAGGGCAGCUAUCCAUCUGCUCCCCAGACAAGGAACAGCAGGAUAUGGGUGCAGACACUGUUGUUGGAGGUUUCCCUUUCAACAGGCCGAGGUCUUCCUCAAUGGACCCUUUCAUCGAAUUGUCUCUGUGUAUUGAACCAAGCAUGUCUUCCCCUUCUAAGACAUACUCCAACACAAAUAAAGAAUUUGGCCCAUCAGAUGAGACAUCAUAUCUGGUUAUUGGUGGAGGAGAAGUGAAAAGGGAAGAGGAUUAUGCUAAUUACCAGUCAAAAGGCAAUGAAGUCAGCAAAUCCAUGAUCAUCUCCACAGGAACAGAGAAAGACUGUUUCAUACCACCCAUGACGAACAGCCUUUUGAGAUCAGAUAAACCAGAAACAUCAUCUAACAGUACAACCUUCACAGUUGCACCUUCUGUCUCCUCCUCCUCCUCCUCCUCUGCCCCCUCUUCUGUAGCCCCCUUGUCCCCUGUCAAUAGAAGUUUCGAUCUAAGGAGUCCCACCUCUUUGCAUGAGAGCACUAUCUCCAGACUUAUAGAUGCAGUGUCCUUGGGCAAUGAGCAAGACACAUGCGGCUCUAUUUCUGCUCUGAUUGGCCAGUUUGAAAGCACAACUGACCAAGAUGACCACACAGCUCUAUCUCACGUUUCCACCCCUUUGCCAGAAGAUUUAAGAUCUCCUCUAAAGACCAACACUGUAUCGCCAACCAAGAAACCCUUAACAAGUCCCCGAAAAGUCGUUCAAAAGACAAAUCAUGCAACCUAUGAGAUUGCUUCACCAUGUAAGAUGUCUCCAGGAAAUGCACCUACAUCAACCUUGUUUUCCAGCCCUGAAACAUCAGAGCUGGAGGAGGUGUACACCAUACUGGAUGAAGAGGUGCUGUUGCCAGUUUCAGUCUAUAACCUGAGGAAACAGACCGUGCAUGUCCAGGCAGACACUAUGGACAGCACUCCGUCAAGCAGCUUGGGGUCCUCUCCAACAAAGGUUGCCCACCGAUCAGAUAAAAUGCCCAAUAUCAGUGUGGGCUGGGAUGGCCACAGAAGAAGGGACCAAUGUGAAGACAUUGAGGAGAGCAUUUAUGAGGAAGUAUAUGACCCCCCAGCACAAGACAAUUCUAAAAGGUAUGCCAACUCUUCCAUAAACCAGUUUGUUUAUCACCCAGCUGGAAAUGCUUUUAACGAAGUGGAAAUUAAUGUUGAUGAAGAUCCACUGGAUACGCUUCUGACCUCCCCAAGACAUGGAAGCCAAUGGGAAGGGCCUUUAAGUCCAACAAAACGGCAUGCCAUUUACCAAAACCACGAGUCCACUCCCAACUACUCCCAGCAACAGCAGCAUUCAUCAUACCAUGAUCCUAAACAACAGUUCCCAUUGCACGCAUUAUCACCAUGUCCCUCCCCAAUGCAUCAACCUUCCUAUCAGCAAUCCAGCAACCACCAACACCUGAGCCACUCCCAUAAUCCUUCUCCUUUCCACAGAAACAUCAACUCCCAUCCUUCAAAACCUAGUCCACUGCAUCAGAGCAGCUACUCUGCCCCUCAGAGCAAUUCUGAGCCAGUGAACAAUAACAGAGACUUCAUCAGCUCUUACAGACAACAUGGUUGCUACACUGGCAGCCAGAACCUAAGCAGGUCUUUCCAAGAUAGGCUUGGAUAUAAACAGAUGGAGAGGGAGCAAGAGAGAUGCUUCCACAAUGGGUUCGCAUCUUCUGAUAGCCUUCCUCUACAAUCUACCGUGUCUACAAAUGCCUGUAAGGACAGAGGCCUGUACUCCCCUUCUACAGACUCUGAAGCAGUAUACAGCUUACCAGACUAUGAAUGCUUUACACCCCCAUCAGAGCCUUCAGUUCCUCAAAGCAUCCAGCCACACUGCCAAAGUCCUACCAAAUCAUACACCCCAACAAAGUCAUGGGACAAAAAGACUUCCCUAAUCAAUAGGCACCAGCCACAGCCUGAAUCCAGAGUUUCCCUGAGCUCAAAUUUAGGCCCUUUCUCAUUAAAACCCCAGUCUAACACUACAGAAUCCACAGCCCCCAGCCCAUGCAAGUCCAAGUCCCUGGGAGACCUAACCUCAGAGGACAUAUCAUGCAACUUCCAGGGCAAAUACCACAUUAUUAGUCGAAGUUUCAUAACCCCCAACAUGAGGAAGCAAAAGAGAUUUGGCGCAAUGGGUGAAGUUACCCUCCAAUCCCAGUCUUGUGACCCCCUCACAGAACAGCUCCGUAAACUGGUCAGUCUGGAGGGGGAUGACAGUGACAGUAACAGGGAUAGAUCUCAGACCCCUCAGUUGUGCCAGGAUGCCAAAUUCCCACAGCCAGAGGAAACAAGUAUUGCUUCAGUUGUUCCUAGACACAUAGAUGAUUCCCCGCCACUCCUCACCCGCCGGCUUUCCUCUCGGAGCCAAAGCCGAGUGCGUCACAUCAACAGCCGGGCCCGUGAAAGACAGCAAGAGGCUCUCAAGCCUCGGGCAGGUGCAAUGGUCAACAGCACUACUAGCAUAGGUGGGGUGGUAUUGAGGAAUAAACCAGCCUCACAGAAUCCACCAGUUAACAGACACUCUACUGGUUCCUACAUAGCAGGCUACUUUGGUCAGCUGGAGGAUAGGGGACUUCCUGAAGGGGCUUGUACGUCGUUACGUUAUGGGAAAGGGGAUCAGUAUGGAGAUCGCUACUAUACUGAUGACUCUCUUCCAACUGCUGACUCUAACCCAUCUGCAUCAGAGCCUGAAGUCUACUUUCUUCUCAGACUUUAGCUAUAAUAACCUAAUAUACAAACCAGAUUCCAAAAGAGUUGGGACAUUGUGAAAUGGAUUUCUUUUCAACCUAUAUUUGAUUGAAUACAGCAUGAGAGCAAGUUAUUUAAUGUUCAAACUGAUAAACUUCAUUUUUUUCUUGGAAGUAUACACAAAUACUGACUUUGAUUCCUGCAACAUGCUCCAAAAAAGUUGGGACAGAAGUGUGUAUCACCUUUUUUUUCUAAACAACACUUAGUAGGCAUCCUAGGACUGAAGACACAAACUGUGGAAGUACUGAAAGUGGAAUCCUUCCCCAUUUGUGCUUGAUGUACAUCCUAAGUUGCUCAACAGUGUUUCUGUUAUUGUAUUUUGUGCUUCAUAAUGUGCCCUGCUGUUUCUAUAGGAGACAGGUCUGGACUGCUUGCUGGCAAGCACACACUCUUUUAGGGCAAAGCCAUGUCGUUGUAAUGUGUGCAGAAUGUGGCUUGGCAUUGUCUUAGUGAAAGAGAUGUCGUUUGGAUUAGGGGCUAGCUGAUAUUGUUUCUUGAAGGCUGUUACAAUACAGAUUAUAAGUAGUUCAUGAGACCUGUAACUAUUACUUGGAACUGGUAUGCAUUUAUUAUGCUAUCAAGAAUGUUCUUGAUGUGGCAGAAGUAAAAUAGCAUGAUCUAAAAAUGAAAGAAAAUAAACAGUUUAGACCUAGCUCUAUCAGCAUGAGAAACGGCACAGAGCAUCACAGUAGAAGCAGGAAAACAGGAAUUAAUGUCACAUGUUCUCUUAGUCAGUGGUACCCAGACUUCAGUGUUGAUUGGCUGGUACUUACGUGACAUCCAGCCAAUCAGCCUGCAUUUUAUACAGCAUAUUUGGUGAAAAUUUGGACAAUGAAAAUAAAACCUAAUCUGGAUGGAAGCAGUGAAUCAAAUCCUUGAUGUACCUGGCAGUAUUAACGGUUUCUUCACAGAUGUGCAACUUACCCAUGCUAUGGGCACUAACACACCCCCACACCAUCACAGAGGCUGGCUUUUGAAUUAUGCAUUGAUAACGAUCUCUUAAGGGUCCUUGCCCUCUUUAGCCCAGAGGGAUCAAUAGCCAAAAAAAAAAAAAAAAAAAAAAAAAAAAAAA
Cheilinus undulatus (humphead wrasse) is the source of this 6963-nucleotide messenger RNA. RefSeq names its product phospholipase C, eta 1 (gene plch1). The transcript is spliced from 24 exons. Gene Ontology annotation, biological process: lipid metabolic process; phosphatidylinositol-mediated signaling. The record is from RefSeq and is a predicted model, not a curated record. NCBI's taxonomy places the organism in Eukaryota, Metazoa, Chordata, Actinopteri, Labriformes, Labridae. Bases 130 to 5859 code for a protein of 1909 amino acids. Gene Ontology annotation, molecular function: phosphatidylinositol-4,5-bisphosphate phospholipase C activity; calcium ion binding.